This is a messenger RNA of Peniophora sp. CBMAI 1063, 2736 nucleotides long. NCBI's taxonomy places the organism in Eukaryota, Fungi, Basidiomycota, Agaricomycetes, Russulales, Peniophoraceae. The record is from the annotation of a GenBank genome assembly.
AUGCCUGACGGGGCGAUUCCAGGCGGUUACGCCACCCCUUACGACAAUAUCCGCAUCGACGACUUCUCCGAGUGCGAGGGGGACGCUACCCACCUGUAUAUGCUCUCGCAUACACACUCGGACCAUAUUCAGGGCUUAACCAACAAGUCCUUCGCCUCGCCGCUCGUAUGCUCGAAGGACGCAAAGCAAAUGCUUCUCAACCACGAACCACUCAAGGAGCGCUUAUUCCGAGAUGGCGCAUUGAAGGGGGAUUAUCGGAAGCCAAGGUCGUUCGGACAUCUGAAGAGGGAUCCGGCGACCGUUGCGGGAAAGGUGUACUGGGCUGGAAGUAGAGAUCUGAUGCGUCCCCUCGAGAUAGACCGACCAACGGACAUCUCCCUAUCGAAUAACGAGACGGUGACGGUGACGCCUAUUGACGCCAACCACUGUCCCGGUGCAGUCAUGUUUCUCAUUGAAGGCCCCCGCGGCGCCAUUCUGCAUACUGGCGACUUUCGUGUCGAGCCGUGGUUUUUGACGGCCAUGGAGAACCACCCUGCGAUGCAGAGGUACCUCUCACCAGAAGCCGCUGCACGUUCGACUCUGCGCUAUGACGGGGAAAGAGUACCUCUUGAAUGCAUACAUCUUGAUACUGCUUGCGUUCUCUCUGAGACGAAGCUCACGACCAAGGUGGAAGGUACCGCCGGACUUCUACGCCUGAUGAAACUCAUGCCCGAUACCACUACUUUCUUCAUCAACGCCUGGACAUGGGGAUAUGAAGAUAUCAUAAAGGCCGUAGCUCGGUCUUUCCAGUGCAAGGUGCACGUGGACAGAUACAAGUACAAGGUGUUUAUGAGUGUCGACGACGAUGAGCUCCACCGGUCCAUCACACGGAAGUCGGCCUCAACGCGUUUCCAUGCUUGCGAGCGCUUCAAUCGCUGCGAACACGCGCCCAACUUCGACUUUGACGGCAAUCCGGUCAUCUACAUCAACCCCGUCUCCUUCGGUGGCGAAAAGUGGACUCAAUACUUACAAGAGACGGAAGCGCAACUUCGCCGAGGAGAGGAAGUCACAUCGCUCUUGGUAUCUAUCGGCCGCCACUCUACGCUUCCCGAACUUCGCUCUUUUGCGCAACUCUUUCGCCCAAAGAAGAUUGUUCCUAAUACUGUCUAUGGCGAAGGUGACAUCAAGGUUCUGUGCAUGCGCGCCAUCGACAACAUGUUCAAAGACUGUCUCGCUCGAUCAAACUCCCAAUGCCUUACAGAUCAUGUUGCGCCUCUCCAGACGCCGCUCUCUCGGUUCUCAUCCAUCACCUCAAACCCCUGUCGUGCACACGAAUCUCGCGACGCUGCACUACUGAAUCUCACUGGCGAAGGAGCAGAUGAGCUUGCGAACCGCUGGGCGGUUCAAGAAAGUCUGCAAGAGGCGUAUGAGUGUAUGGAGCAACAUCUGAGCGGCCACGAAAGGUCUAUCGUGCGCAAGAUACUCGGAAAGCUACCCUUAACUUCGACCGGGACUGGAGAAAGCCAGAUAGCCAUACGCGGACACCUCCAAGCCUUUGUCGAUAGGUUUCCAGUUGACGACGAUAACGACUCUCAAGAUAGGGAGGGCGUGACCCAGACCAUGGAAGCUUUUCUUCUUCCCGCAAGUGCUCGGACGCACCCUCUCGAGGAGAGCCAGGAUGCUGAUCUGACGGAACUCAAGAGUUGCAUCGAGGCAUCGUCUUCGACUGAGGCUGCUUUUGAUCCUUUCUCUCUCUCAUUACAGCCCCAAGCAGGUUCUGGGCGCUUCUCUGGCAAGAACUGGGAUGACUGGGUCAAUAACUCUGACGACGAGACUGAACCUGUGCCGGAUACCGUCUCCCGUGACUUCGUAGUUCACCUUGAUGACCAACCUACCGACCGAAACGCUCGUCCUGCACCUCUGCACUAUAAGCGCAAUGUUCCGUCGCCGUCCAAACGCAGAAAAAUCGAAGAUUCUCGGGAGGUCAUCUACGUUUCCUCUGGUGACGAAGAGAACACAGUGCCUGCGAAGCCACCGACCAACAAGCGCCAACCCACAUGGUCCCAUGCUCAUCAUGGAUCGAUCUCUCCUACACUUCGCACGUCCAAGGCCCUUUCGCGCGCGUCGACUACGCCCGCAACCACAUCAUCGGCCCCUCUUCCUCCGCGUUCCCAGACCGCCAGCAAAUCCCUUUCAUCCGCAUCAGCAUCGUCCUCUGCAUCCGCCGAUCCAAGGUCUGAAUCACUGCGCGCCUCCCAGAAGAGAAAGUACCUUGCGAACCUUUGCGCUGCUAAACCGGAGCAGGCUGCGGUCUACUACGCGUCUCAGUCGCGCUCGCAGGCAUCCGCGAGCACUCCGCCGUCGCAGAGCUCACAGCGCUCACAUGGCCUCGGGCACACUCCGUCAGCAUCGUCGCACCGACUGCGUGCCAGUUCGCCGUCGCCGUCGGCUCUGACCGCUAAAGCCGCCACCACAAGCACUUCCUCACGGUCAUCAAUUGUCGGUGGGACUCCAUCAGCGCGCUCGCCUACACCGCCGAUCGACGCGGAUCCGGAACGGAAGCGAUUCGGAUCGGACAGGCGGCUUGCGGAGGACUGGUCGUUCGUGUCUGUUGCGGCAAGCGACGAUGUGGUGGAGAAAGACGAUGAGCGUGUCUGUCGUCUGCUCGACGAUUUGAAUACAGCUGCAGCCAAUAAUAAGCCGGUCUGCGAAGCUGUUCCUCGGUUGUCGUAUGCGUUGCGGGAGGGUUGCGAGUGA